Molecule: messenger RNA, 917 nt
Organism: Olea europaea var. sylvestris
Lineage: Eukaryota; Viridiplantae; Streptophyta; Magnoliopsida; Lamiales; Oleaceae
Product: ubiquitin-fold modifier-conjugating enzyme 1
Exons: 3
Coding region: 108-632 (174 amino acids)
Biological process (GO): protein K69-linked ufmylation
Cellular component (GO): cytoplasm
Molecular function (GO): UFM1 conjugating enzyme activity
Source: RefSeq, a predicted model, not a curated record
AUAGUUGUACUGCGGGUAACUGACGCGUUCUUCAAUAGAAUUAUUCAUUCUCUCCGCCACCCUCUACCCUAAGACCUGAAUCCUUCGAGUCCAGUAUAUCCUCAAAGAUGGAGGGUUGGGACCCCACAACAAAAUCGACGCUGACCCAAAUCCCGUUGUUGUCUGUAAAGGCUGGCCCACGCGAUGGCGCAGCUUGGACGCAGCGUUUGAAGGAGGAGUAUAAGGCUCUGAUCGCCUAUACUUCAAUGAACAAGGCCAAGGACAACGACUGGUUUCGGAUCUCCGCUGCCAAUCCGGAGGGGAUCCGUUGGACUGGCAAGUGCUGGUACAUUCACAAUCUCCUCAAGUACGAGUUUGAUUUGCAGUUCGAUAUCCCUGUCACUUACCCAGCCACCGCUCCUGAACUGGAGUUGCCACAGCUAGAUGGAAAGACGCAAAAGAUGUAUCGUGGUGGGAAGAUAUGCUUGACGGUGCAUUUCAAGCCACUAUGGGCGAAAAAUUGUCCUAGGUUUGGAAUAGCACAUGCACUAUGUCUGGGCCUUGCACCAUGGCUUGCUGCAGAAAUCCCAAUUCUUGUCGAUUCAGGCAUGAUUAAGCACAAAGACGAUGCGUCAUCAUCCAAUGAAUCUUGAAGACUAUUCUCUGAGUUUUAGGGGCAAAUAUAAUAAUGUUUUAAUUUUUUCAAAUUUUGUCACGAGCAACUCAGCCCAUGAUGUAUAACCUUUGGAAAAUUCGCUGUUAAUUAUGUCUGAAGUUGUAAUUUUAUCAUAUAUAGGUGGAAAUAUAUUUUGGGCUGAUGGUUAAAUUAUACAUCUGGCGAAGCUUCUUGCAGUUUCAGUUUGAAGUAUGUAUGUAAUGCGAAAGCCUUGCAAAUUUGAUGUUUUAGAGUGGAUUUUUGCGUAUUGUUCUAUGACUAA